AUGGCCUUUACGAUGCUGCGACUACACCGGACUCGCCAACUCCUCACGAUCCGACUCGGCGCGAGUCGGUGGGCGUUAGAAAUCGCCCCCGAGAACGCGAAUUUAAAGACAGAAGCUAUCCGUUUGAACGGAGAGUUGGAGGCUGUUGAACUGGAAAUCGAAUUUGAAAAGGAGGAUCGCCCGCUACCAAAAGAGGAAGAGGAAGAGGAGGAGAUCGAUAUAUGGGACUUCCUGCGGCGAAAGUUUGCUGUCCUAGAUAUCAACAACUCACUUACGUCUCGUCAACUACCCGUCAAAUGUGCCCAAAAGCUCUUAAAGGUGAUCUAUAUUACUCGGCAUGCAUGCCUACAAGACGACAUCAAAAGUCACAUGGCGUCUACUACGAUCCUACGCUUCCCAUUCAGCCAAGCUGAAUGGGCAGCAACUCUCAAGAACGAGCAGAAGCACCUCCACGAGAGGAUGUUAAAGCUCGCACUCGUGGAUGGUAUCAUGGCCCAACAUUGGGCAAAGUCCAGCAUAUCCGAAACGUGCAGACAAAAGCACCGUGGAACAGAGGAUGGAGAUCUGGGGAAAGCUCGUCGACGAGGAGCCUAUCUGAAGUGGGUGGUUGCACCCGUGGCAGAAUGCGUGGACUGGGACGGAAUCACGAGGGGGAGGACGGUGCACGACAGAACCAUCCAAUUAUGGAUGAAGGCCAGCAUCAUGAUGGUUGCCGACACGGCAUGGAAGGGGAGGCCGAAUCGGCCCAAGCCUCCCGCCCGAUUAUGCAGGAACCUCGGGAGCACAAUCGGAGCUACUGGGCAGCGCAGCAGCGCACCCAAGAAGAGAAAGAGAAAGAAGCCAGAGGAGAUGACCGAUGACCACGAGAGGAAGCGACGAAGGAGGAAGUGCCUAGCGGCUAAACACAUCCUCCAGGAGGUAGAGGCUGGGAGGGUAGAGGAGGCAUUGAAGUUGAUGGGGAAUAGGGAUACAGUACUAGACAAUAAGUAUUAG
Messenger RNA from Pseudogymnoascus destructans, 993 nucleotides. RefSeq lists its product as uncharacterized. Lineage: Eukaryota; Fungi; Ascomycota; Leotiomycetes; Thelebolales; Thelebolaceae. The record is from RefSeq and is a predicted model, not a curated record. Bases 1 to 993 code for a protein of 330 amino acids. The transcript is spliced from 4 exons.